This is a messenger RNA of Mugil cephalus (flathead mullet), 1519 nucleotides long. RefSeq names its product developmentally regulated GTP binding protein 1 (gene drg1). The transcript has 9 exons. The record is from RefSeq and is a predicted model, not a curated record. Bases 153 to 1253 code for a protein of 366 amino acids. Lineage: Eukaryota; Metazoa; Chordata; Actinopteri; Mugiliformes; Mugilidae. Gene Ontology annotation, biological process: cytoplasmic translation. Gene Ontology annotation, cellular component: cytoplasm. Gene Ontology annotation, molecular function: GTPase activity; GTP binding.
UAAGCUAUCGCGCGAUUUCCCGCGGAAGCUCGCAGAGCCGCAUUUGUGUGGCGUGUUGGCUAAAAAGCGCCCAACUUUGACAACUUCCAUGUAAAAGCUUUACAGUUUGUUUUUCUCUUUAACGUGAAUUACACUCGGGAGUCGUCGCCACCAUGAGUAUACUCGCCAAAAUAGCAGAAAUUGAAAAUGAGAUGGCCAGGACGCAGAGGAACAAGGCCACAGCUCACCACUUGGGUCUGCUCAAAGCACGUCUUGCCAAACUGAGGAGGGAACUCAUCACACCCAAAGGAGGCAGCGGGGGCGGACCAGGAGAAGGUUUCGACGUAGCAAAAACCGGCGAUGCCCGUAUUGGCUUUGUCGGUUUUCCUUCGGUAGGAAAGUCCACACUGCUAAGUAACCUUGCUGGCGUGUACUCUGAGGUUGCUGCCUACGAGUUCACCACUCUUACGACAGUACCUGGAGUCAUUCGGUAUAAAGGUGCCAAAAUUCAGCUCUUGGAUUUGCCAGGAAUCAUUGAGGGGGCCAAGGAUGGCAAGGGCAGAGGCAGGCAGGUCAUUGCAGUGGCUCGAACCUGCAACCUAAUCCUGAUAGUCCUAGAUGUGUUGAAGCCUCUCCUUCAUAAGAAGCUAAUAGAACACGAGCUGGAGGGCUUUGGCAUCCGACUUAACAAGCAACCACCCAACAUCGGUUUCAAGAAAAAGGACAAAGGAGGCAUCAACUUUACUGCCACGUGUGCACAAUCGGAGCUGGAUGGCGAUACCGUUAAGAGUAUCCUGGCAGAGUACAAGAUCCACAACGCCGACAUCACUCUGCGCAGUGACUCCACAGCUGAUGACCUCAUUGACGUCGUGGAGGGAAAUCGAGUCUACAUCCCAUGCAUUUACGUGCUUAACAAAAUCGACCAAAUCUCAAUUGAGGAGCUUGACGUCAUCUACAAGGUGCCCCACUGCGUCCCCAUCUCUGCCCACCACCGCUGGAACUUUGACGACCUCCUGGAGAAGAUGUGGGACUACCUGAAGCUUGUGCGCAUCUACACCAAACCCAAAGGCCAGCUCCCUGAUUACACAUCUCCUGUGGUGCUGCCCUGCGAACGAACGGCAGUCGAGGAUUUCUGCUUGAAGAUUCACAAAAACCUCCUCAAAGAAUUGAAGUAUGCGCUUGUGUGGGGCUCGUCUGUGAAGCACAACCCGCAAAAGGUGGGCAAGGACCAUGUGCUGGAGGAUGAAGAUGUUAUCCAGCUGGUGAAAAAGUAAAGGAGAAAAAAAAAGGGGGGUCUUAUUUCACUGCAUGGCCUGUUUACCACAAAGUGUUCUGUACAGUUGCUCAAUAAAUCACCGGACAUUUCUCGUUGGAGCAUCUGUGUCAUGGCGGUUCCAAGAUUAGUGCUUUAAUUUAAAAAUGUAUGUGCGACAUUUUAAAAGAACAUACAGUACUUGACACCAUGAAUAGUUCAUAUUGAAUAUUGGUUGAGGCUUGCAUUAAAACCUAAAAAAAACUGUAUAAUAAAAACAUGAUGACA